Messenger RNA from Cyprinus carpio (common carp), 1607 nucleotides. RefSeq names its product forkhead box protein D5-like. Gene Ontology annotation, molecular function: DNA-binding transcription factor activity, RNA polymerase II-specific; RNA polymerase II cis-regulatory region sequence-specific DNA binding. The record is from RefSeq and is a predicted model, not a curated record. NCBI's taxonomy places the organism in Eukaryota, Metazoa, Chordata, Actinopteri, Cypriniformes, Cyprinidae. Gene Ontology annotation, biological process: regulation of transcription by RNA polymerase II; cell differentiation; anatomical structure morphogenesis.
GCUAAAAUGACUUAAUAAUAAAGAUAAAAACGUCUUACAUUAUGUUCCUUAUUUAACUAACAAAACAGCGAUAUAAAAAUCUAGUUGCCAGAACGUUUGUCUUAGUAAAAAUAAAAGAGGAAAAUUUAACAUUUAACCUGGUCCAAAAAAGUAGGCUAAGAAAUGUUAAAUAUGACUGAAAACAGUACUGCCCUUUUAUUUCGCCAUCUCAUUAGUUUGAGAUGCUCUAAUGGGGUGUUUGGGAUGCGCAUCUCAUAUGCGGAUUGUUUUGUUUAAACAGGUCAAAGACCCCCACACCUGCCUGACUGUCCUGAAUCCCUGUGGUGACACUCCACCCCUAUUUGUCAGACCAUCGGCGGACCAAAGACGGAAUGCGUGUGGCCUCUCAUAAAUAGUCCUCAUUUCCAUGAGUCCUGCAAACCGGCCACAAGCUUCGCCAACCACAGUCGCGUCCAGCACAGGGUCUCCAACCAUGACCCUUUCCCAGGAUUACGAAGAAGUGCAGCGCACCCCCGUCUCUUCUGAAGACGAUGAAAUAGACAUCGUCGGAGGAGACCACAGUGACAGCGACCGAGAGUACUCCAUCAUGCCUUGCAAGGACCACUCGGAGGUGGACCACUCAGGGUCCGAGUCUUCGGGAGAGAGCGAGAGCAGCUUCUCCACCACGUCCACUCCAAAGCAGAACUCCGCCGUCAAACCUCCCUAUUCCUACAUCGCCCUGAUAACCAUGGCGAUCCUCCAGAGCCCGAUGAAGAAGCUGACCCUCAGCGGCAUCUGCGACUUCAUCAGCAACAAGUUCCUGUACUACAAGGAGAAAUUCCCCGCGUGGCAGAACUCCAUCAGACACAACCUGUCACUCAACGACUGCUUCAUCAAGAUCCCACGAGAGCCUGGAAACCCGGGGAAAGGCAACUACUGGUCACUGGACCCUGCAUCUGAGGACAUGUUUGACAACGGCAGCUUUCUGCGCAGAAGAAAAAGAUUCAAGAGGAACCAACCUGAGUUCACCAAAGACAACCUGCUGCUUUUCCAUCCAACGUUAAGUUAUCGAGCAUAUGGGCGUCCUUACUGCGUUUCUGGGCCGGUUCCAGCCCCGACUAAUCCUGUUGGAUAUUUGCCAGUGCCGGAAGGCAUCAUGGUGCCACCUCCAUAUUUCCAAUAUCAGACUCUGAACAUUAAAGUCCACAAAGCUCCAGAAAUCCAGCAAAGGCCCGAGCACAAGACCCAGAAGUGUUCGUUCAGCAUUGACAGCAUCAUGGCCAAAUCAGCGGCGUCUCCUCACAAAAACUCUACUAAUUACCUCACACCCGACUACAGUUAUGUAUUUCCCAGACCGACAUCAUGUGUGACCCCAAGUCUGUUACCAGUGCCAACAAGGACUCCUUUCAUAGACACUCUGCGGAUGGUGUAUCCUCCUCAUUGUUGAACUGUCUGGAAAACUCACGAACUCUUCUCAUUUUAAAUAGACUUGUAACAUAGCCUAAGAUAUUUCUGUCAUUGCUCUUAUAUGAUAGUUUUAAUGUAAAUAAAUAAAUGCUAAUAUAUUUGUUAGUCUAAAAUCAUCAAAAGUGGAUGUAUUAAAAUGUCUGUUUAAAUAAACCAUCAAU